Bacidia gigantensis is the source of this 558-nucleotide messenger RNA. RefSeq lists its product as uncharacterized. The transcript has 2 exons. NCBI's taxonomy places the organism in Eukaryota, Fungi, Ascomycota, Lecanoromycetes, Lecanorales, Ramalinaceae. The coding region runs from base 1 to 558 and encodes 185 amino acids. The record is from RefSeq and is a predicted model, not a curated record.
AUGGAGCUUCCACUAUCUCAACUGCGUAGACCCUUCGAAUGGCUAACCUCCAUCUUCGAGCCCAAAGUCCGCGAAACUAACGUCCAAGUCCUCCGUAUCCCAGCCGACGGCUCUCCACCCCUUCUCAUCCGUCUGAACACCGUCGAAACUUCCGAUAAUGUUGACAGCUUCUUAAGUCACAUUCCCGACUUUCGCCGUUAUUGGGGUGAUAAAGAAGGCUUUCAUUGGCGUGACAUUGCACAUUUAGAAGUGAUGGAUCAGUCGUUGACAGAGCUUAAUGGGGCUUACUGGGGAUGGAAGAGUUUCGCUAUGGAUCUUAUGCCUAGGAGCGAGCAUACGGGCUUUCACGGGGAUGCUUUCAUCGCGAAGACGCCGAUCUGGGAGAAUGAUGAGAAUGGAGCUGUGUAUGAGGAUGUUCCUGAGACAUUCAUUGGGUCGAAGCUGAUGCAUGAGACUUUGCAAAAAUUGCAUGAGAAAGAAAUAAAGGAUAUGAGGGACAAUGCAAGGCAGAUCACAAGCGUUGAAGCUGUCAUUUUGAGCUGUGGACUCGAGUUUUGA